Pyrus x bretschneideri (Chinese white pear) is the source of this 771-nucleotide messenger RNA. Its product is annotated as UPF0426 protein At1g28150, chloroplastic-like. The record is from RefSeq and is a predicted model, not a curated record. NCBI's taxonomy places the organism in Eukaryota, Viridiplantae, Streptophyta, Magnoliopsida, Rosales, Rosaceae. Bases 153 to 545 code for a protein of 130 amino acids. The transcript has 3 exons.
GGGUAAAUUGUGCACAGCCCCAAAGUAUUUGUAUGAAGCGAAAAUGGCCUUAAAAUAAAGCGAGAGGCAAAAAUCUACCAGUCCGGAAUAAGAACCACUGAACCAGCCAUCAACACCGGAGAAGACAGUAGAAGGCGUUCAAGUUGGUCAACAUGUCUGUGUUUCUUGUGAAUUCUCCUUCGUGUGCACUCUGGAAAUCAAAGAAGCUUGGCCCUGGGUUUAUUAAACCAUCGACAUCACCGAAGGAGCUGGUUCCCAUCAGAAGCAGCAGCAGCAGCAGAAAAGUGCGUUUGGGGAACUGCAGUGGGAUUAAGGCGUUUUUCUUCAAUCCCAGCGAAGAACCCAUUCUCAGAGAAGCGCUUAAGGAGCCAGUUGCCUUCAUGGGAGGGAUGUUUGCUGGUCUUUUACGGCUUGAUUUGAAUGAAGAUCCACUCAAGGAUUGGGUUUCAAGGACUGUGGAAGCCUCUGGAAUCACGGAGGAAGAUAUUGUUGCUGAUGGGUUAAAACCAGAAGGAGAAGCCCCGCAACAGAUUGAGAUUGAAUAACAUUUCAUACUUCUGUAUGUGCACUAGGCUCCCCUAGUUGGUUAAGCAUGUAAUCGUGACUCAUUGAAAUAAGUUCUGCUGGCAACUUACCUCAUAUACUUCUUUGACACAAUGAAGCAGACGUGCCUGCGGAUUCAUUGUAAGUAUUAUUCUUGUAUGCUUAUAGUGUGUCACUUUGAAUAGGAUGACUGCAUUUGUAAGAGAACAUAAAAAACUGUUUACUGAA